AUGCUCUGGGAAUGCCCGUGUUCCCCAAACAACCAAUCAGGUCUUUCCCUGCAAAUGUCUAAAUAUGGCGGAGUCCCUCCUCCCUCCUUGGAAUUCUACCUGGGCCUUUUUUUGGUCACCUGUUCAAACCCAUCUCCUUCCUGCCUUGUUCUUCUGUAUCACUUGAAUAUCUUUCUUUCUUUCUUUCUUUCUUUCUUUCCUUCUUUCUUUCUUUCUUUCUUUCUUUCUUUUCAUUAUAAUAAACAUUCUUCUUCUGUAUCACUUGAAUUUCUUUCUUUCUUUCUUUCUUUCUUUCUUUCUUUCUUUCUUUCUUUCUUUUCUUUUCUUUUCUUUUUUCAUUAUAACAAUCAUUCUGUCCAAAAUCUUCUGUAUCACUUGAAUUUCUUUCUUUCUUUCUUUCUUUCUUUCUUGCUUUCUUUCUUUCUUUCUUUCUUUCUUUCUUUUCAUUAUAAUAAUCCUUCUGACCAAAAGUCUUUGGUAAUUCAUGCUAAUGUUCAUAUGUUAAUGUCUUCUGUAUCACUUGAAUUUCUUUCUUUCUUUCUUUCUUUCUUUCUUUCUUUCUUUCUUUCUUUCUUUCUUUUCAUUAUAACAAUCCUUCUGUCCAAAAGUCUUUGGUAA
This is a messenger RNA of Acanthosepion pharaonis, 618 nucleotides long. Lineage: Eukaryota; Metazoa; Mollusca; Cephalopoda; Sepiida; Sepiidae. The record is from the annotation of a GenBank genome assembly.